Molecule: messenger RNA, 4029 nt
Organism: Acanthamoeba castellanii str. Neff
Lineage: Eukaryota; Discosea; Longamoebia; Acanthamoebidae
Product: peptidase M16 inactive domain containing protein
Exons: 20
Coding region: 1-4029 (1342 amino acids)
Biological process (GO): proteolysis
Molecular function (GO): metalloendopeptidase activity; metal ion binding
Source: RefSeq, a predicted model, not a curated record
AUGGAGGCGCAGAGGCAAAGCCCCGCGUCAGGUCUUCUGUCCAAGUUGGGGGACUUGCGGGUGGCCAACGGCAGCAAGGGAAAUACAGGAUCGGCACCGCCCUAUGACGAAAUCGUGGCCAAUCUCGACAACAUCCUGCCCCAUUGGGAUCGAAUCAAGACGGGGACUCUGCCAAAUGGUCUGCGCUACUACAUUCAACCCAACACAACUCCGCCCAACACGUUCGAUGCCUACCUGCGAGUGCACGUGGGCUCACUGGCCGAGGAAGAGGACCAGCAGGGCAUCGCGCACUACGUCGAGCACUUGGUCUUCAUGGGCACCGAUGCCUACCCGGAUGCGGAGACCAUGCGCAAGCUGUUUGCCACUUGGGGCAUGUCGUUCGGUGGUGACACGAACGCCUACACCGACUUCCGGAGCACGGUCUACACCUUCCACGCGCCAACGCACACGCAGAGCCAAGGCGCCGAGAAGAAGGAGGGCGGAGACGUGACGGAGGACAACGUCUACAAGGUCCUCUUCGCCCUGCACCAGCUGGCCUUCAAGGCCCUCUUCCCCAAGGAGGCCGUCGACAGCGAGCGCGGUCCCAUUUUGUCCGAGGCUCAAAUAUCGAACUCGAUCGGCUACCGUGUGGAGUACCAGGAAUACCAGCAGAUCCACGCCGACAAUCUGCUCUCCAAGCGCUUCCCCAUUGGUUUGGUGGAGCAGAUCAAGAAAUGGGGACCGGACGACCUCCGUCGGUUCUACCGAAAGUGGUACCGGCCGGACCUGAUGACGCUCUACAUCGUGGGCGACGUUGAUCACGCCCAGGUGCAGAACCACAUCGAAAGCCUGUUUGGCAAGGAGGUCAGCGAGGGAGAGACGCCGAAAGUGCCUGAGCACGAGCUGCUCCAUCAGUUUUCGCUCACCAUCAACCACCUCUUCCCGCUCACCAACCAACGCACCGUGCGAGACAUGCGGACAGAGAUCAUUUGCUACGUCUUGAUGAGCACGCUCGAGGCUCGCGUCUACGCUCUCGAGCAGACCUACGAGUCGCCCGUGUUUACUUCGAUAGAGUGGAGCUUCUUCAAUUCGCACAGCGACAACUGUUCGGUGUCGAGCCUCUGCAUGUUUGCUCGGCCCACCACCUGGAAGGAGGCCAUCAAGUGCGGAGUGCAGGAGAUGGUGCGGAUGGCCAAGUACGGCGUGACCUCCCACGAGCUCGAGCGCUACAUGGCGGCGCUGAUCAAGGAGGCCCACCAGGACGCCGAGGGGCAGGACACCCUCAAGUCCUCCGACCUCAUCGAAGAUCUCGUUGACGACACUCUUCUCGAGAGCGUGCUGGUCAGUCCCAAGGACGACUACGAGCUGGUGCGGCGACUGGCCCCGACCGUGACGCUGGUCGAGGUGAACCACCUGGCCAGGCAGACGUUCUGCCAGACGCUCCGCGUGGCGAACCUGCUCCGCGACGAGGACGUCAUGGCCUGGGAGGAAGAGGAGCAGCAGAAGAACGGUCCGGCCGACGCAGAGGGGUUCGCCAGCUCGCUGGAGAUCAUUGAGAAGUCGCGCGGCAUCUCCGUCUUUGUGACGUGUCCCACGCUCUACUCCCCCGACGAAGAGACCCCCGUCAAGGCCAAUGGCGGCAAGGACGACGAAGAGGAAGGUGAAGAUGAUGAAGAGGAGGAUGGCGAUAUGGACGAAGAGGAGGAUGGAGAGGAUGACGAGGAAGAUGACGAUGACGAAGAUGAUGAGGAGGAGGAUGAGGAAGAUAGUACGCCGGAGGAGUGCCAGGCCAAGCACCAGCACAAGUUCAUCCACUCGCGAACCGCGCAGCUCGUGGAGAAGGAGGUCAAGGAGAACCAAAAGAGCGACAAGGAGGGAGGUCAGACCGAACGAAAGAAGAUCCCCUUCCGCGUCACCAAGGAGGAGAUCCGCCAGGUGAUCGAGCAGUCCAUGCAGGGAGUGGAGGCGCCGAAGGACAUUGAGGUCCCGCAGGAUCUGAUCGCUGACGAUGUGAUCCAGAGGAAGCUCGACGAGCUCAAGCCGACGUGGGUGCCGGUCACGUACGACACCACGAAGCGAGACACCCUCGACGAGCUCCAGAAGCAGAUCGACAGCGCCAAGGAGCAAAGCGACGAGGCGAAUGGUGGGAUGGAGACUGAGAACAAAAAGACCAAGGCGAAGAAGCCAACACAAGAAGAAAGCGAAGACGAUGACGAUGACGAGGAGGACGAAGAUGGAGAGAUGGACGAGGAAGAUGAGGGUGACAGCGAUGAAGACGACGACGACGAUGAUGAGGAAGACGAUGAUGAGGACGAGGGCCAACAGAACGUUGCAGCUGAGGCGGCCGACGAGGCGCGGAGGAAGAGGCGAAAGGCCGAGCCAGACACGACGCCGCGUCUGAUCCACAAGCCGAGCGGGAUCGUGCUGCUCGAGCUGAGCAACGGCAUUCGAGUGAACUACCUCUACUCGGCCUACUUCCAAAAGCGCUGCGCCAUCCGCAUCACCAGCGUCGGCGGCCAGCUGUGCGAGCGGACGCGAGAAGACGCCGGGCUCACCCAGCUCGCCCUCGACACUAUGCAGCAAAGUGGCGCUGGCCCGCAUUCCUCGGAGGUCGUGGUCGCUUGGUGCGGCCGGUGGGGUGUCGAGGCAAGCGCGGAAGCCACCCUCGAGACCACGUGCCUGCAUGUCGGCACUUCGGUGUCGCAGAACGGCAUCAGCAAAGCGCUGCAGCUCAUCCACAUGCUCCUCACCGAGCCGCGAUGGGACGAACGGGCGUGGAAGCGAAUCCGCACGCACGCGGCGAGCUGUCGCGAGGGCGAGGAGAAGGAGAUCGACAACAUCGCCGCCGACAACCUCUCCUCCAUCCUGUACCAGCCCACCGACUGGCGGUUCGCCCAACCGAGCGCCUCCGAUCUGCGCAACGCGUCCGCCGAACGAGCGCGAUGGCUGGUCUCUCACCAGCUGCUCGACAUGCAAAACGUGGAGGUGUCCCUGGCCGGCCACUUUGACAACCUCCGCGACGUCGAGGACCUCCUGCUCAAGUACCUCGGCACGAUCCCGCGCCGCACCGCGUUCGCUCCGCUCUCCGCCGCCCCGCCACCGCUCAACCCCUUCUCGGCCCACCUCGCCCUGCCGGCCGCCGCCGGCGUGGCGCCGGGCGAGAGCGAGAACUUUGUGCUGGAGCUGGUCAAGAAGGAGUUCCCGAGCCGGAUCAACUUCACCGACGAGGCGCGCGUCAAGUGGCAGCACCUCUCCGAAGACGAGGAGCGACGCGCGAUCGUCUACCUGUGCUUCCCCGUGAUGAACCGCUGGGGCUACACCAAGCUCACCGUGCCGCCCGCGGAAGAAGCGGCGGCCUGUGCUGAGACAGCGGCGAUGGAGACCGAGGAGGCCUCGCCCGUCGCCGCCGUCCGACAGCGCGUGAAGCAGCAUCCGCUGUGGAAGAGCCGCGUCGCCAAUCUCAUGGUUGAGAUAUUGAGCAACCGGCUGUUCUCGGUGGUGCGCGAACGCAAGGGUCUCCUCUAUAACGUGUCGGCCUCGCUGAGGAUGCCCGACCUGUACGACUCUGGCACGCUUCACGUGACCCUCACGCCGUUCCCCGAUUCGAUCGCCCUCACCAUCGAGGAAGCGCUGCGCGUCCUGUACGACUUCAAGCACGGCAAUAUCACCCAGCAGGAGCUCGACGAAGCCAAGGUCCCCUACCUGGAAUGGCUGAUCACGGCGAUGAAGGGGCCGACGUUCUGGAUGAGCCUGAUGGAGUACAUGCAGCUGCCCGAGGGCAUCUUCCCGCGAGACAUGAUGAACCUGAGCUGCGCCGAAGACAUCUACGAAGCCUACGCCGCUGUGGAACUUCCGGACAUCCGUGCGAUCGUGAACGAGUUCUUCCAGGGGAUGCGGGUCAUGUGCGCCAGCAUUGGUACCUCGGGCACGGAGCCCCCGGCGAGCAUGGAGGAGCAGCGCCAGCGGGUGCAGAACGCGGUCAGCUCGUUCCCGGUGCCCCCCGUGACGCCACCAGCGCCAGUUCCUGCCGCUGACGCUACUGCCCCGUAG